This is a messenger RNA of Lampris incognitus (smalleye Pacific opah), 1119 nucleotides long. Its product is annotated as gap junction delta-2 protein. The transcript has a single exon. The record is from RefSeq and is a predicted model, not a curated record. Bases 1 to 1119 code for a protein of 372 amino acids. Gene Ontology annotation, biological process: cell communication. Gene Ontology annotation, cellular component: connexin complex. NCBI's taxonomy places the organism in Eukaryota, Metazoa, Chordata, Actinopteri, Lampriformes, Lampridae.
AUGGCAGACUGGUCCAUUCUUGGCCGCUUCCUAACAGAGGUGCAAAACCACUCCACAGUAAUUGGCAAGAUUUGGCUGACUAUGCUGCUCAUCUUCCGCAUCUUGCUGGUGACGCUAGUCGGUGACGCUGUCUACAGUGACGAGCAGUCCAAGUUUACCUGCAACACCCAGCAGCCUGGAUGCAAUAAUGUGUGUUAUGACACCUUUGCCCCCGUCUCACACCUACGUUUUUGGGUCUUCCAGAUUGUUCUUGUGUCCACACCAUCAAUCUUUUACAUCGUCUAUGUCUUGCAAAAGAUCACCAAGGAUGACAAGUUAGACAUUGAGAAGGUUCAAGUCGUAGCCAGAUGUCCAUCUGAGCUUGAAAAGCCCAAAUAUAUCGGAGAUGGGAGAGAGACAGUACUUGAAGUCAACAGCCCCAAUUUCACUCCCAAUGACGAGGAGGAGUGGAGCUCACGGGAGGGUGAGUGUAUGGAGAGGAGUCACCUGGAUGAGGACAUGAAAGCGGUGGAGAGGGAUCCGACCCAACUUUCUAGUCAAGUACUACUUAUCUACAUCAUACAUGUGGUGCUACGCUCCAUCAUGGAGAUAAUCUUCCUUGUGGGGCAGUACUACCUGUUUGGCUUUGAGGUCCCCCACCUGUUCCGUUGUGAGACCUACCCCUGCCCCCACCGAACGGACUGCUUCGUGUCUCGCGCCACAGAGAAGACCAUCUUUCUCAACUUUAUGUUCAGCAUCAGUUUAGGCUGCUUCAUAUUGAACAUUGUUGAGUUGCACUACCUUGGUUGGGUCUACAUUUUCCGUGUACUCUGCUCUGCAUGCUCCACAUGCUGUGAACCACACAAGGACCCCAUAGAGCAGGUCGGCUUGUAUUCUAGCCACAACUCACUGCUGCUACAGCUCAAGCACUCUUUACGUGGCCGGGUGGUCCUACAGACCCCCCCUCCAAUGUUCAGGGAGAAGAGUAGUGGUGUUCAAACACAGGCCCCUGCCAUCUCCUUUGAGACUGACUCAACACUGGAGUGCUCUUCCAAGAGGAACCCAGAUGAAAAGGAACGCACUAAGACUAAACUUUACAGCAUGGCCAAAUUAGGCAGAGGCAGAAAGUCAUGGCUAUAA